Messenger RNA from Neoarius graeffei (lesser salmon catfish), 2291 nucleotides. RefSeq names its product ubiquitin-conjugating enzyme E2, J2 (UBC6 homolog, yeast) (gene ube2j2). The record is from RefSeq and is a predicted model, not a curated record. NCBI's taxonomy places the organism in Eukaryota, Metazoa, Chordata, Actinopteri, Siluriformes, Ariidae. The transcript is spliced from 7 exons. The coding region runs from base 254 to 1006 and encodes 250 amino acids.
AUCCUUUGUGUUUAUUCCUGUCGUGCUUUUACUUUCACACGACGGCGGAACUUUUAUUUUCGUUUAUCAUCACUUCCGGGUUUUGUCGGCGGACAUAUUGGGAAGGGGCACAGAUGAGCGUUUCGGCGAGCUCAAAACUGCAUUUAUGUUUCCUUUAACAUUUUCCAUCUGUGUUUUCGUUCGGAAGUAUAUUAGGAUAUUUUUAAAAAUAAAAUUUUAGCCCCUGGUUGAGUUUUUAGCCGGUGUUUAAGAGAUGAGCAGUAAUAUUAAUAAGAGAGCCCCUGCGACAGCGACACAGAGGUUAAAACAGGAUUACCUGCGAAUAAAGAAAGAUCCCGUCCCAUACAUUUGUGCAGAACCACUCCCUUCAAACAUACUGGAAUGGCACUAUCUUGUCCGAGGUCCUGAGAAAACGCCAUAUGAAGGUGGGUAUUAUCACGGGAAGCUCAUAUUCCCGAGAGAAUUCCCGUUCAAACCACCGAGCAUAUACAUGAUCACACCCAACGGCAGGUUUAAAUGUAACACGAGAUUGUGUCUCUCCAUUACUGAUUUUCACCCGGACACGUGGAACCCUGCGUGGUCAGUGUCCACCAUCCUCACUGGCCUCCUGAGCUUCAUGGUGGAAAAAGGUCCCACUCUGGGCAGCAUAGAAACAUCCGAUUUUACCAAAAGACAGCUUGCCUCGCAGAGCCUCGCCUUUAACAUUAAGGACAAAGUGUUCUGCGAGCUCUUCCCAGAUGUCAUCGAUGAGAUCAAGCAGAAGCAGCGACUGCAAGAAGAGCUGAGUUCCCGCUCUCAGGCCCUCCCUCUGCCCGACGUCGUGCCCAACAGCGAGGCCCAGAACGGACACGUGCCUGCCAGGGUGGCCCCGCCCCCUGACCACCAGCAGGUCAACCGCAACCAUGGACUCCUCGGAGGAGCGCUCGCGAACCUGUUCGUCAUCGUCGGCUUCGCCGCUUUCGCAUACACGGUCAAGUACGUGCUGCGGAGCAUCGCGCAGGAAUAAACACGGAGAACACCGGACCUCCUCUUAGACCAAAAACACAAGGUGGUGUCGUCUUGUGUCCAAAUCUAAACCAAACAGGGCUAUUGGUGAGUUAGUGAGUGUCCCAGCAAAGGAAAGGAGUCACAGGAUGCCCUUAUUCCAGCUAAAGACAGUCGAGGUGUUUAUAGGUAAAGAAAUGUAACAUCAUAACAGGAAUUAUUUUGUCCACGUGGCACGCUUGAGAGUUUGUGUGUGAAGGACGGCGAUUUUGUGAGCAAUCAUCUCGCUGCGCGUCAUUGUCCUGUGCCUUUUAUAAUCCUCCUGUUCCAGUUCAACUGAGACAUGGUGGGCUAUAAACAAGCUCAACCUUAUCAAUAAGGAUGAAUUUUUGUCAUCCGUAUGGUUUUAUUUUCUGUUUACGAGAAGGUUAUUUUGUAUUUUGCGCAACCUAGAACAGCAGCACCAUCACCACUGGUCAUAAGGAAUGGUGUGAAGGAGAAACGGGCUGAUUCAGAUAGUCUGAUGUGAAAUAUGAAUUUGUCGUGAAUGGUCAGAUCUUGCACAUAUGAAGAUGUUUAUAUAUAAAGUAUGCAGGGGUUUUUUUCAGGUAGAUAAAACUCACGUUAUAUUCUUUGUUAUGAGAGUAGCCUAGGAGAGUUUGCCCCACAAGCUUAGUGGUGUGUAGUGGUUUUUGUUUUUUCUCUGAAAAAAAAUUGUUGUAGAAAAGAACUGCUGCUAUCUGAAGAGUAUGUCCUUCUUGAAUCCUUGCCAACAUCAGAAACGAGCUCAAGGUCCAGUAAAUGAUUCAAGUUUGACCUUGUUAUCACUUUAUAUAUUCUAGCAGCUAUUCAACAGUUAUUCCACCAAAUCGAGUCGUACACGAGCUGAUAGCCGACGAGGCGCGUAGCACCGAGCUGUCUAUAAGCCGUGUAUGACGAGAUUGAGUCGAAUAACUGUUUUAUUCUCUCCACAUUCACUGGAUUUUGAGGAACGGAGCAUUUUUAUUUGUAUUUUUUGCAAAUUCGAUCAAUAAAAACUUUGUACAAAACGUCCGACAAAAUAAUUUCUGCUUAGAAUGUAAACAAACUGGCGAAAUGACAGUAACAUUCAUUCAUUCUCAUUAUCUCUAGCCGCUUUAUCCUGUUCUACAGGCAAGCUGGAGCCUAUCCCAGCUGACUACGGGCGAAAGGCGGGGUACACCCUGGACAAGUCACCAGGUCAUCACAGGGCUGACACAUAGACACAGACAACCAUUCACACUCACAUUCACACCUACGCUCAAUUUAGAGUCACCAGUUAACCUAAC